GGUUUGGGGUUUGGGUUUGGAGGGGUUUUCUUGUCAAACAAACCAGAAAUUGGAAAAGUUGACGAAAUUCUGGGGCCUAUUAAUGAAAUGUAUUUUUCCGUCAAGCUGAAUGAAGGCAUAAAGGCUUCCUCCAUUAAACCCGCGACGAAGGAAACGCCAGGGGCCGCGGCGGCAGAGGCGGCAGCAGCAGAGGGGCCCGAGGGGGUUUUCGAGGAGGGUUUAGAGGGGCCCCCAGAGGGGGUGGCGGCGGCUUCAGGGGCGGAAGAGGAAGAGGGCGUUAGCGAGCUGCAGCAGCAGCAGCAGCAGCAGCAGCGGCAGCAGCAGCAGCAGCAGCAGCGGCAGCAGCAGCACUUGCCUUUGCUGCAGCAGUUACUGCACGAUUCCCUAGAGCGGCAGCAGCAGCAGCAGCAGCAGCAACUGCAGCUGCAACAGAAACAGCUGCUGCGGCGUCAGUUGCUGCAGCUGGUUUGGGGCUGUCUUUUCUUGCAUGCAGCCCCAAAAUGCAUUUCUUGUUUUUGUCUUUGUGGGGCCCUUCGCCUUGAGGCCGCAGACAGCAGCAAAUGGGAAUUAUCCAGCUAG
Molecule: messenger RNA, 579 nt
Organism: Eimeria necatrix
Lineage: Eukaryota; Apicomplexa; Conoidasida; Eucoccidiorida; Eimeriidae
Product: nucleolar protein family a, putative
Exons: 4
Biological process (GO): pseudouridine synthesis; ribosome biogenesis
Source: RefSeq, a predicted model, not a curated record